GACGAAGAGGAAGAAGAAGAUGAGGAGCUCGAGAGUACUAGCCUUUCUAUGAGAAGAUCCCCAGAUUUUGAGAUCCAUGAUUCAGGGCAAAUGAUUUGCUUCGUGGAUGGAAAAAGUAAAAGGGUAUGAGGAUGUUCAAUCUGUUUGGAAUCUCCAUUCAAGUGGGACCUACGGAAGAUCUCUUUUUUUGACCAUGAUGACUUCAAUCGUGAAUAUCAUGUUUUCUUUUCCUUUUUCUUUUCUUGACUUUUAGAUGCUUAUAGCCAAGCUUGAAUAGAAUAGUAAGGCUAAAGGAAGAAAGGGAAAAAUGAAAAAGGAAAAGGAAGGAAUCCUUUGUUUUCUUUCAAUUUGAAAGCUGGGAAACUGAGUCAAGACUUGCUUGCUUUGGAAUUUUGCGAGGAAAGGGGCUAUUAGUUAUGAUAAUUGCAAAGAUGUAGAUGUCGUGACUGUGAUUCCAGAGUACACAACUUUGACAGCACCAGCAUCGUCAGUCAACUUGGAGAUCACUUAUGAUGGUAGAGUGAAGGAUCACUCCUUUAGUAGCUCAAGAAUUAGGUCUGUAGAUGACAGUUCUUUCCACUAUGAUAGUGGGACUGAUAGUAUGAGUGUGUCUUCAUCAGUCUUUGAGUUCCAGAAGUCUGACCAUCGGGCACCACAAAGAGUGCCUCUUGCACCCUUUUCAAAACCGGCACCAUCGAAGUGGGAUGAUGCACAAAAGUGGAUAGCAAGCCCGACAUCUGGCCAUCCGAAGAAUGGCCAGGUCAAUCAAGGGAUUGGAUUGCGGAAAUUCAGUCAAUUUGGUUAUGGUAGCCGGCAAUCAUCUACCAAGGUGGUUGUUGAAGUGCCUGAUCAGAGAAUGGUACCAUAUGAGGAACCGGAUACCAAGCGGAUUGACACUAGCCAAGCUAAGAAGGAGACCGGAGUGCAGAAGUCUGUGAGUUGGGAUUCUAAUCAGUUUGCUUCUGAAUCAUACAGCAAGCCAGUUCCCAUGAUGGAAAAUUGCAUCGGAGAGUCAGCAAUUAACCUGAGCCGCCAUGAUUCAUCUCUUUCCAUCCAUAGUGCAACAACAUUCAUACCACCACCAUCAACUGCUAGGUCUGUGUCAAUGAGAGACAUGGGUACAGAAAUGACUCCAAUUGCAAGCCAAGAGCCUUCGAGGACUGGAACACCUGUGAGAGCAACAACACCAGCCCGAAGUCCUAAUUCUUCUAGGCCUUCAACUCCAGGAAGAGAUGCCCCAGCUCCGUCUCCAAUUGAUCCUCCGAAUGAGUGUUUAGAUCCUGACAGAAAAGAGUGGUCUGAAAAGGAACUCCAGAUGAAGACUCGAAGAGAGAUCAUGGUCCUGGGAACUCAGUUGGGUAAGAUGAACAUAGCUGCCUGGGCUGGAAAGGAUGAUGAAAAUAAAGAAGCAUCAGCAUCGGUAAAAACUAUAUCAACAGAACAAGAAGCUAAAAGUGUCAUUGAGACACGUGCUGCAGCUUGGGAGGAAGCAGAAAAAGCGAAAUACAUGGCCAGGUUCAAAAGGGAAGAAAUCAAGAUACAAGCAUGGGAAAAUCACCAGAAAGCAAAGACAGAAGCUGAAAUGCGAAAAACUGAGGUGGAAGUAGAGAGAAUGAGGGCCAAAGCACAAGAUAAGUUAAUGAGCAAGCUGGCAACUCUUCAACACAAGGCUGACGAGAAGCAUGCAGCAGCAGAGGCUAAGAGAAACCGCUGUGCUGCUAAAACAGAGCAGCGUGCAGAAUAUAUUCGCAGAACUGGGCACGUGCCUUAUUCAUUUUCCUGCUGCCAUUGGUGCUUUUGAAGCAAAAUCCUUCGGCCAUUGUUACAAAUGAUAUGUUUCGUGUAGUUGUCCUUGUAUACCUCAUUUCAGUGUGCUUUGUAAAAAAAAACCUAACUGGUCGUCGUCAUGAGAUAUUGUAACUAAGAUCAUGUUGAUUUGGCCCCCUACCUUUUUUGUUUUUGUAUUUUAAGGCCUAAAUAUCGCAGAAUUUGAUA
Messenger RNA from Coffea arabica (coffee), 1995 nucleotides. RefSeq lists its product as uncharacterized. The record is from RefSeq and is a predicted model, not a curated record. NCBI's taxonomy places the organism in Eukaryota, Viridiplantae, Streptophyta, Magnoliopsida, Gentianales, Rubiaceae.